Messenger RNA from Cadophora gregata, 980 nucleotides. RefSeq lists its product as uncharacterized. The transcript has 3 exons. The record is from RefSeq and is a predicted model, not a curated record. The coding region runs from base 513 to 980 and encodes 155 amino acids. NCBI's taxonomy places the organism in Eukaryota, Fungi, Ascomycota, Leotiomycetes, Helotiales, Ploettnerulaceae.
CGGAUCUUGUUAGAGGUGUCUAUGCAUCUAACAGAGAGCCUCACGAACAUGAUUCUUGUACCAAAUAAUGACAGUCUUCGACCCUACCAUACAUCCCCCAAAUAGCGGCCACGAGGCUCAAACCCCCCCAUUUCCCUCCAUCUAUCUAUAAAAAGACAGACCGACCCACUCCCAGAUCCCAGACCCAGAUGCAAAUCGUAUGAUUCCCCCACCGUACGCGCCUUAAGGCCAGAAUAUCGCGGCCGCGGUUCCCCAAACACACCAAGGAUCUUGGAGUUUUGACGCGGGAGGUCCUUCGAUUGGCCUGCUCGUCCGCGGACACGGCUUGGGGAUUUGGCUGGGCUGCUUCUAGCGAAUCAAUACCCUGUAAGCUCACCAGCACUUCUAGACGGUCAGGGAUAGGGAUUGGUUCGCUAGAAUAUCCAAGAUGCAGAUCAUUCUUUAUUUUGGUAUUUUUAUCUGUAAGCCCAGACUGGUGUCAGCGGGAGGUCAGCCACCCGCCUGUUGAUGGGAUGGAUGGAUGGAUGGGGUGUACUGUAUGUACUUUGCGCUGCUGUGCAGCCUCGAAAGAAGACAACCUCGAGAAACGUGCCGGAACAUGUAGUGUUGGGAUCGGCCGACAAUUCGCAGACGUCCACUGGGACGUAACAAUCUACAACGUUCCUCAACCCAAACCUCAAGAUGUCAACAUCAUAGCGACUCUCAGGAACGCUAAAAUGGACAAAGGCGAGUCGCUGUCGGUUUCCUGGGCAUCAAAUACAAAGUCAAUCAACAUCACGAACAUCGAUAAUGCGCCGGUGUUUACAUACAAUGAACCGAAUCUGAAAGGGUCGUUUGUGGAUUAUGAGCCGGGAAAGACGAAGGUGGAGUUGCAGUUUCAGGUGGGGACGACGAAAUGGUCGACGGAUGAUUGUGAGGCUUCGAGUGUGGUGUUUUCGGCAGGGAGAGAGGGGUGGGCGUGUAACUUUCCAUGUCCGUAG